Messenger RNA from Condylostylus longicornis, 2672 nucleotides. Its product is annotated as transmembrane channel-like protein 5. The coding region runs from base 90 to 2432 and encodes 780 amino acids. NCBI's taxonomy places the organism in Eukaryota, Metazoa, Arthropoda, Insecta, Diptera, Dolichopodidae. The record is from RefSeq and is a predicted model, not a curated record. The transcript has 11 exons. Gene Ontology annotation, cellular component: plasma membrane. Gene Ontology annotation, molecular function: mechanosensitive monoatomic ion channel activity.
AAAUAAAAUUUAUUUCAAUUUUUUUACAAUUAUAAUUAAACAUUUCUUAUACUAGAAUUUUUUUAAUAAUUUGAAAAUAAUUUGCGGCAAUGCAAGGGAAUGGAGCAUUAGUAAAUAACAGCUUUAUAAUUGAGGAUUAUGAUAGAAUUGAAAUAGAGCCCGUAUCUACAUCUCAUAGUGAUUUGAAUUCAACAGGAAGUCAACAGUUUUUAACUGAUUCACAAACAAACUUUCGUUUUUUCCAACAAACAAAGGAUGGAAAUGAUAGGAUUCCAACACCAAGCAAUAUGGUCAGACGAUGGUCUCAGAAUCUUUCUAAGAUUGGAAAAGGGAGAAAGACUAUUAAAGAAAAGACCAUUUAUAGUCUUCCGUCACGGAAGGUAUUUGCCUUAGAUAAUCAAUUAUUGGGAACUCCAAACGAAAUUGAAAUAGAUCGUUUAGCUAACGAAAUUGAACAAAACGAAUCCUUAAUGGAAGAUAGUCCCCAAGGAAAACAAAUGCGUAUGGAAACAAUACGAGCACUUCCGCAUUCUUUAACCGCUAAAAGGAGAUUAAAAGAAAAGUUGGCAGUUUCUGUGACACAAAAUGCCUCAAAAGUAUCAAUUGGGUUUUUCAGAAAAUAUACUUCUAGGACUAAAUAUUUAUUAGUAAAAUUUUAUAAUAGAUUAAGAGGUUUUCUUAGCAGUAUUGAGCUAUGGUAUGAUUCUAUGAAAGAAAUUGAAGGUCACUUUGGUAGUGGCGUUGGAACAUAUUUUAAAUUUUUAAGAUGGCUGUUUAUGUUGGAUCUAUUUCUUCUUGUUUUCACAUUUUCAUUUAUUAGUUUUCCAGAAAUUUUGUAUGAUAUAUACGAAAAUAAUACAGAAAUUCAAUCAAAAGAUUUAUUUGAAAUUGAAGAUUUAUUUACAGCAGAGGGAUACAUUAAGUCUUCCAUAUUAUUCUAUGGUGCAUAUACAAAUACAACAUUCAGUAUUCCUGGAACAUCAUAUACAUACAGUUUACCUCAUGCUUAUUAUAUGACAAAUUUGUGCCUUUAUCUAUUUACAUUUAUAAUCAUAUCAUCAAGUAUGGCUCGUUCAUAUAGAAGAAGUUUUAUUGAAACUUCCGGUGGUAUAAAGCCAAUGUAUGCUCAUAAAAUAUUUUGUUCCUGGGAUUUCAGUAUUUCAAAUUUAAAAGCAGCUAAAUUAAAAAAAUCUUCCAUUUUUACUGAAUUAAAAGAGACUUUAAGUGAAUUAGAACAACCAAAAAUUGAAUAUUCAAAAAUGUGGCGAUUGUGGAUUUUUUGUUCACAAUUAACUGCACAUUUAUUAGUUUGUGGAAUGAUUGCUGGGCUUGGUGUAGCUAUGUGGAUCUUAUUACAGAAUUUUGCAAAAGAUGAUGAAUCUACAGCAUGGGAAACAUUGUAUUUAGCCAUUGCUGUUAAUAUUACAAUGUUAGUUUUACAAAGUUUCUUUGCGUGGAUAUCAAAAAUGGAAGAUUAUGAAACUCCCAGGCGAACUCUGCAUAUAACACUUAUGAGAAAUUUUUUACUUGAGGCUGUAAUAAUUGGUGUUUUAAUUUAUUUCUGGUUAACAAAAGAUUAUAAAGGAUGCUGGGAAACGUCCGUUGGUCAAGAAAUAUAUCGGCUAAUUAUUGUUGAUUUUAUAAUAUCCGGUUUAGGCUUACCAUUUGUUCAAUUAUUACAAGUUCUUUUGUUCAAGAAAUUUUGGCCUUCAAUGUCUAAGCCAAGUUUUGAUAUUUCAAGAAAAUCAUUGGGACUGGUUUUUAAUCAGACUCUUUUAUGGGUUGGGUUAUUGUUUUCUCCAAUGCUAUCAGCUGUGGUCACUUUAAAGAUGAUUAGUAAUUUUUACAUAAUGAAGUAUACAUUAAUACAUUUAAGUAAAUCGCCAAAACAUAUGUGGAAAUCAGCACAAACCCAAACGUUAUAUUUAGUUUUUACAUUUUUAUCGCUUUUAGGCGUAAUUGUAUCACUUGGCUAUAUAAUGACGCAAGUAAAAAUAAGUGAAAAAUGUGGACCAUUCCGAGAGCAUCAAUUUAUGUUUCAAAUAUUUAUUGAUGGUGUUUUACAACUUAAACAAAAUAGUUGGGUGUGGCGUGCUAUAAUGACAGUAACAAGACCAGCUGUAUUAGGUGGAAUACUUUUAACAAUGGCUGUUGUUGCAUAUUACUUAAGGGCCAAAUCUAAGGCUCGAGGUACAAUGGUUAAAUUAUUAAAGGAUAUGUUAUAUUUGGAGGCAAAAGACAAAGAAUUUUUGCUUAUGAACAUUGCCCGUAUUACACACAACCGAGAAUGGUUAUUUAUUGAUGAAGAUAUACAAAAUGAUAUACCAGAAAAUAAUUUUCAAGAUUAUGCUGAAUCAAGUUCCACGUGGCGAUAUCGAAAAAAUAAUAUGCCAAAUAGAAGUGAAACUAUUUUAAGAAGUCGUUUUAUUUAAUCAAAUCUCUUAAUUAUGAAAUUUAGGAGGUUGAAAAUUAAACUUAAAAAUGAAAGCGUAUUAAUAUUUCAGUAUAUUAAUACUGAAAUUAAAGUAUUCACUUACAUAUGUAUUAAUCUUAUAAAUCAUUUAAUAAUUUAUUUGUUUGUUAUGUAAUAUAAAUUUUAAUAGAAUUUUUGCUAAAAUAAUUAUAUACAUAUAUUUUUUGAAAUAUAGAUAAAUUUACAUUAUACAAUUUUC